AACUUUAUUUACAUGAGAGUUCCAAGCGAGAUCGAAUGCAAUUGUUAAGCCUAAAUACUUAACUUCUUCAUGUUCUUCAAUCGAUGAGCCAUAUAAGAGAAGAGGUGGUAAUGUUACUGCCGUUUUAACGACACAUUUAGCUGAUCACUCACUAUAAUUCGCAUUAAUUUCAAUUUAUUUCUUUAAAAUAUUAAUAAGAUUCAAAUUAGAUACCACUAAGUUCCAUAAAGUAUCGUAAAAUUUUUCUUUUUCUUAUUUUUUCCACAUCUGGUAUUACAAAGUUUAGAAUACAACUGUCAAGAAUUAAACGAAGUUUUUCUUUCUGACUCAUUAGCGUAGAAGAAAAGCCAAAACACAAAAAUUGAUUUGAUCGCAUAUUGUCCUAAAAAAUUGGCAGUCAAGAGACUAGUGAGUCAGCAUGACAAACGUAACUUGCUUUUAAAGCCGUACUGUUUUAAAGUAAUUUUGAGGAUGUUUUACCAUGACAGAAGAACAGAAUGUAUUGGUAGUACAGAUUAUAACAAUACACUUCACAGGAUAGUUACUAAUGGAUACCAUUUCAAUUAUUUUUAAUUAGCAGUUUCUCAAUAAAGUAUAUAAAACUCAUUCUAAUGCAUUCUUACGGUAUAUUUCAUGGUGAGAUACUAUACGGGAGAAUCUUUUUUCUAGGUUAAACAAUCAAGAUUAAAAUCUCUAGGUCUGACGGACUUGUUUCUAUCAUUCCUUAGUACUAACCACUAGUUUCAUAAGUUUCGAGAUAGUCGUACCACCCUCCACAACAGUAUUAUCAAUGUCUAUCUCAUAAACUAGUAUCUUCCAUUAUAUUCGUCAUUUAUUUAUUUACAUACAUGAUGCAGCAGUGCGCAAUCGAAGUGUAACAGAACCUAGCUUACUUCCACAAUCCAUAUUCCAUAAUAGUCAUCAUCGUAGAAGGUGAGUUUACUUUUUAAUCACGAUUCAUGCGCAUGUUGUAGUAAGCAUACCAUCAUAUUUCAGAGCUUAUACUUUACCCUUGAACGUCCAUUCGUAUAUUAGCGAUUAUCCAUCAGAUGAAUCAUUACCAAACUAUACACUAUUAGAGGACUGGGCAUUUCGUCGAAUUAAUCGAUUUCCUCCACGUGAUAUUUCUAAAGCAUUGGCCGAUUUACGAAUGCAAAAGGAUAUAAGUAAAUAUUGUCGAUUCAAUGUUCAUAUGGUAUGCGCAAAUCUUUAUCAAGUGUGUGGUAUUAUCGAGAAAACUCAGGAUGAAUUAUAUCAGGCUAAACAAUUAUCAUUGUCAUAUACUAGUAAUAAUGACAGACUUAUCAAACACGCCCAAAUGAAAGAAGUUUAUAUGAAAACUAGAUUUCGAAUAAUGUACUUAGCUAAAUAUAAUAAUCAACUGAAUGAGCACGAAGAAGAAGACCUUGGUCAGAAGAAACAAACAAAAAAGGUUAAUAUUACUAUAGAAUGUCAAAAGAUUUCGGAUGCAUUUGGUAUGCGUAAACUAUGGCGUGAUGUUGUUUUAUUCGUUAUGGAUAAUUUAGAAUCGGCAUCAGAAUGUAGUCGCUUUAUGUUUGACCAUGCACUUAUUCAUCCUAUAGGAACAUUACCUCAUGCUUCUAGUGUGUAUUUUGGUCUAAAUCUAGCUAUGUUUGAAGAGAAUGCUAUCCAAGAAUUAGCGCAUCGUGUCUUAGGUUAUAAUCAAUACAAAAAUAUUUGGAAUUGUUUAGAAGAUAUUGCAAACUUUAAUCAGCAUACUGAAGUAUCCAAAGAACUUUCUUAUAUACACAGAAUGGCUCAUAUAUGGGGUACAGCAGCUGCUGCUUACUAUCUCUAUUCCCGAUAUGCCAAUCCUAAAGAUCUUUAUCUUUUAAACUGUUAUAAAGUGUGCGCAUCGAUUACUCGUGUCACAAUUGAAUAUUCUGGUGUACAAUCUGGUUUUGAAAUCGUGCAGAUACUUGCUCAACAUCGUAUACCACCCUUUUCUCGCUUACUAAAUGCAGAUUGUAGUUUACAGCUUUUUCCUAUUUAUAAAGGAUAUACGAUAAAAACCAUAUUUUCUCUAGUUUUAACACUUUACUCCCUGGUGCUAAUUCAGCAUAUCUGGUAUUGA
Messenger RNA from Didymodactylos carnosus, 2095 nucleotides. The record is from the annotation of a GenBank genome assembly. Lineage: Eukaryota; Metazoa; Rotifera; Eurotatoria; Philodinida; Philodinidae.